AUUUAGCACCGGACGCACUUCCGGCUUGUGACGUGUAACGGGAAGGGCCGCUUCCGUGGCCGGGAGCGAAACCGAUAACAGAGACAUCCUAGAGAAGAGGGCGGGGGAGGAGAGCCGAGCCCAGGAGAAGGAACCAUGAGGCUGUACAGUCUGAGUAUACUGUAUAAGGGAGACUACAAGGUCCAUCUGCUGAAAAGUGCCUACGAUGUGUCCUCCUUCAGCUUCUUCCAGAGGUCCAGUUUACAAGAGUUUAUGACAUUCACCAGCCAGCUGAUUGUGGAGCGGUCAGACAAGGGGAGCCGCUCAUCAGUGAAGGAGCAAGAGUACCUCUGUCACGUGUACGUGCGGAAUGACUCCCUGGCGGGGGUGGUGAUCGCUGAUGCGGAGUACCCUCAGAGGGUCUGCUUUACUCUCCUGGAUAAGGUUCUGGAGGAGUUCUCCACCCAGGUGGAGCGAAUAGACUGGCCAUCUGGCUCUCCGGCCACUAUUCAGUACAAUGCAUUGGACUCCUACCUUGCCAAGUACCAAAACCCUCGAGAUGCUGAUCCAAUGAGUAAAGUACAAGCUGAGCUGGACGAAACCAAAAUCAUCCUGCACAACACCAUGGAGUCUUUACUUCAGCGCGGGGAGAAACUGGAUGACCUAGUCAGUAAAUCAGAAGUUUUAGGAACCCAGUCCAAGGCCUUCUAUAAAACAGCGCGGAAGCAGAAUUCAUGCUGUGGAAUCAUGUGAUGGGCGCAGAGUGACGGAGACUGGAUGAAAGACAAUGAACAAACACUAUUAUAUCAGGGCUGACACACCAAAAUCAGCCCUUCCCAUCCCCAGCAGGGGGCAGUGUAGGUGCUUACUGCCCUCAGGUCAAUUCUUCCUUUCCUCUGUUAUUGGGGGGGAAUUGUUUUCACAUUAUCUAUUGAUGCGUGUUCACUUUUUACCGUAAGACCUACGUUUCUAAGUCUCUGGCUCCCCAGUAUCAAGUGACACCCUCCCCAGGGGAUUGUGCUGACCGUUUUCUGUUGCAAUGCAAACAUUCCUGUGAUAUUUAAAGUGAUACCAAGAAUCGCCACGCUGCAGAGUGAUGUGGAGUGACCUGGUAAUUUGUAACGUAAUGCUAUACUAACUGAAGCCUAAUGUUAUCUCCCUGGGAGGAGAUGGGUUAAUUGUCCGUCUGCUUCUCCCACUAACGCUCAUGCACUCGUUUAGUGUUAGGUUAACACCCUUCCUCCAUUAACCCGGAUUUGUCUUACCUGUGGUUGACUUUGUAGUCUUUGCGUUGUAUUUAGUUUUUUUUUUUUUUUUUGGUUCCUGGAGCACCCAUUCUGAGGUGAAACGUGCAGGGUAGUUCUGCACCCGCAUAGCGAAGCGACAGCCUGCACUCCGCAAAUGACUGCUUAAUGCCGAAGAUCUCAUUGCUCUUUUACCACCUUGUCUUAUCCAAAAUAAAGAAAUCUUCAUCAGCCGAUGGAUCUAGUUCCACUGAGGAGUCCUCGUCAGGUGGACGGUUAAAUUCUCAUGCUGUAUAGAUAAGUUAUUAACAUGUGUCAGUGUUUUAUCUUUGGUUGUUUAUUCUGAUCUCCAGCUUUUUGAUUAUUAGUAUAUAUAUUUUUUUUCCUUCAAAUUUAUUUCUGAUGAACUUGUAUUUUAAUAAAGAUUGGCCAAAUCUU
Messenger RNA from Bufo bufo (common toad), 1661 nucleotides. It is a transcript of the gene YKT6, whose product is annotated as YKT6 v-SNARE homolog. Lineage: Eukaryota; Metazoa; Chordata; Amphibia; Anura; Bufonidae. Gene Ontology annotation, molecular function: SNAP receptor activity. Bases 136 to 732 code for a protein of 198 amino acids. The transcript is spliced from 8 exons. Gene Ontology annotation, cellular component: Golgi apparatus. Gene Ontology annotation, biological process: endoplasmic reticulum to Golgi vesicle-mediated transport. The record is from RefSeq and is a predicted model, not a curated record.